AUGAAGCUCACAAUCUUCCUCCCUCUCACUGCCUUCCUAUCAUGGGCAGUUGCUGAGUCUGUGGAUCCUCGCGAAGAUGCCAGUCCUUGUCUUACUCGGUGUCUUUCUGAAGCUGCUGCAGUAGCAGGCUGUAUCUCUUCUGUCGAUUACAAGUGCACUUGUCCCAACACGGCGUUCAAGGACACACUCGGGACGUGUAUGAAGAGUGCAUGCACAGCAGAUGAUAUAACAGGUGUGUUUCCGUUCCAGUAUAGUAGCUUCCUACUAGGUUUACCAUGA
Messenger RNA from Penicillium salamii, 279 nucleotides. The record is from the annotation of a GenBank genome assembly. NCBI's taxonomy places the organism in Eukaryota, Fungi, Ascomycota, Eurotiomycetes, Eurotiales, Aspergillaceae.